This is a messenger RNA of Aspergillus fischeri NRRL 181, 1479 nucleotides long. Its product is annotated as putative MFS sugar transporter. Gene Ontology annotation, biological process: transmembrane transport; carbohydrate transport. NCBI's taxonomy places the organism in Eukaryota, Fungi, Ascomycota, Eurotiomycetes, Eurotiales, Aspergillaceae. Gene Ontology annotation, cellular component: membrane. The transcript has 3 exons. The record is from RefSeq and is a predicted model, not a curated record. The coding region runs from base 1 to 1479 and encodes 492 amino acids. Gene Ontology annotation, molecular function: carbohydrate:proton symporter activity.
AUGGGCAAAAGACUUGGCCUGCUGCGGGCCAUUUAUCUGGUGUCGGCCAGUUGCAUGGGCUCGUUUGCUUUUGCGUUUGACACUGGGGUGAUCAGCGGCGUUCUCACGCUGGAAUCCUUCCAGAAGGACUUUCGAUAUACUCAAGCGCAGAAAACCACCGUCAACUCAAAUGCUGUGUCUAUUCUUCAGGCCGGCGCGUUUUUCGGAUGUUUCUUCACCACACCGGUAGCCUCGCGGCUAGGUCGCCGGAGCGGGCUGAUCAUCAGCUCGCUGGUGUUCACGCUCGGCACGAUCCUGCAGGUCAUCAACGCACACACGCUAGGCACCUUUUACGCAGGCCGCGUGAUUGCCGGGAUUGGCAUCGGGGCCGCGACGGUGCUGAUCCCGAUGUACGCGGCGGAGAUGUCGCCCAAGGAGUUCCGCGGGCGGCUGGGGGCGUGUUUCCAGUGGUUCUUUGCGUGCGGCGUGAUGGUCGCGUACUGGGUGACGUAUGCGGUGUCCAAGGACCAGCCGUCCGCCACAAAGCAGUGGCAGAUCGCGCUGGGGCUGCAGCUGCUGCCGUCGACGCUGCUGCUGGCGGGCAUGUGCACGGUCAAGGAGAGCGCGCGGUGGCUGGCGGCCAAGGGACGGACCGACGCCGCGUGGGAUUCGCUGCGAUGGGUGCGCGGCGGCGAGGAGACGGCGGAACUGCGGCAGGAGUUUGACGAGAUCCUCACGGGGCUGGAGGAGGAGGCGCGCGUGCGGGAGAACUGGACGUGGCGCGAGCUGCUGCUGCCGGCGAAUCGGUACCGGAUCUUCAUUGCCGUCACGAUCCAGCUGUGUGCGCAGCUGACGGGCAACACCUCGCUGGCGUACUAUGCGACACAGAUCUUCGCGGCGGUCGGCGCGGGCACCUCGGCCAAGCUGGUGACGGGAUUCUUCGGCGUGGUCAAGGUGGUCGGGGUCAGUGUCUUCCAGCUGUUUGUCAUGGAUCGGAUCGGGCGAAGAGUUCCGUUCAUGGUUGGCGCGGGCGCAAUGGGCUCCUUUAUGCUCAUCAUCGCGUGUGUGCUGGCGACGCAUCCAACGAAAGCGUCCACGGGGGCUGCUGAGACUGGAGCGACGCACGCGGGCAUCGCCAUGAUCAUCAUGACUUAUGCCGAGGCGUUUAGCUUCAACAUGUCCUGGGGGCCACUGCCAUGGCUGUACGUGGGAGAAAUCUUCUCGAGCCGCACGCGCGAGGUGGGAGUGACGGUGGGGGCGGCGUCGCAGUGGCUGUUCAACUUUAUGAUGUCGCAGGUGACGCCGCACGCAAUCGAGAAUAUUGGAUGGCGGAUGUUCCUGAUGUUUGCCAUUUUCAACUAUUCUAUUAUCGGGUAUUCGUGGUUCUUUUUGCGGGAGACAUCCCUCCAUUCUCUGGAAGAAAUGCAAAAUGUGUUUGGGGGAGGACCUCGGGAAAAGACCACCGACGACGAGGCAGAACCGUCAGUCAAGACAGCUUGA